AUGAUUGCCGAGCACGAAUACGACUUUGUUAUUCUUGGAACAGGACUGGUUGAGUGUGCAGUUGGGUGCAUCCUGGCUCGAAAGAAUAAAAGGGUUAUUCUAUUGGAUAGGAACCCGAUGUAUGGAUCGGAUUUUGCGACACUUAGGUAUACAGAACUGGAGACAUACUUCCAAAGCCCAAGUAUUGCUCCAGAGCUGGAGGUCUAUGACACCGAGUUUUCUAUUGACCUGACGCCGAAGUUGUUUCUUGCAGACAGCAAGAUGCUGAAGAUGCUGGUUAGAUACGGCAUAGAUGAAUACCUGGAGUUCUGCAGAAUUCCCGGGUCUUUUUUGUGGAGGAAGAAACUGCACCCUGUUCCUACAAACGAGGCUCAGUCCAUGACAACAGGACUGAUAGGGAUAUGGCAGAAGCCGAAGGUUAUGAGAUUUUUCUGGAACGUAAGAGACUAUGCUAGGGAGGCGGCGAAAGGAAAGGCCUACAAAUUCAAGGAUACCAUGAGGGAAGAAUUCAAGGAAUAUGGGCUUACGGAGGAGUCGAUGGAGCUUAUAGGCCAUGGAAUAGCCCUGAAUCUCGACGACUCGUAUCUGGACAGACAUCCGAAGGAAACGUUUGAUAAGAUUGUAACGUAUGUGAGGUCGAUCAUAUGCUAUGAAAACUCGAUGGAGUCUCCGUAUUUAUACCCAAGGUAUGGACUUUCCGAGAUUGCACAGGGAUUUGCCAGGAGCUGCUGCACGAAGGGAGGAGAGAUAAUGAUAAAUGCAGAGAUAUUGGAGGUGAACGAAAAAAACGUGGAGGUGUUGGUCCGAGAGCCUGUUAACAAGAAUGUUUUGAGAAUUAAGGCGGGGAAGAUAAUUUCUGGACAGUCCUAUUUCCAGAGAAGCACGCUACUGUAUGAGAUCAUAAGGGGAAUAUGUAUAAUAAGAGGAGAUCCCGUUUGUGUAACAAGAGGAGCCUCCUCGGCACAGAUAAUCUUUUUGAAAGAAGAGUUGAAAAGGAGGAAUGACAUCUUUGUUGUGGUGCUGGGAUCUGAAGAGAAGUCGACGCCUGAAGGCUACAAGGUGGCGAUUAUAAGCACGGUAAAGGAAACCAGCGACCCCGAGAAUGAGAUAAAGGUCGUUCUAGAGAAGCUGGGGGAUAUCGUAAGAUACUUUGUUGAUGUGAAGCCAGUAUACCGGGCAGAGGAUACGGAAAACGUAAUUUUUACAAAAGGCGUAGAUGAAUCGCCUCAUUUUGAAGAUAUUUACGAAGAGAUAGAAGGAAUUUGCAAAAAGCUGAAUGUUUUCGAUUAG
This is a messenger RNA of Encephalitozoon cuniculi GB-M1, 1290 nucleotides long. Its product is annotated as RAB protein geranylgeranyltransferase subunit A. The transcript has a single exon. The record is from RefSeq and is marked provisional. Gene Ontology annotation, biological process: protein transport; small GTPase-mediated signal transduction; protein geranylgeranylation. Gene Ontology annotation, cellular component: cytosol; nucleus; Rab-protein geranylgeranyltransferase complex. Lineage: Eukaryota; Fungi; Microsporidia; Unikaryonidae. Gene Ontology annotation, molecular function: Rab GDP-dissociation inhibitor activity. Bases 1 to 1290 code for a protein of 429 amino acids.